CCUCAUUUAUUCCCAUGCCAACCUGCACUCCCCGUCCCACCUUCAAAGCUUCUCAGUCUGUUUGCAGUUGACCUGAGGGAAAUCAUAGAUGCUCCAGGUUGCUUUGUGGUGUUUGUAAGGUUUCAGCAACCCUACUGAACGACACAGUCUUGAGGAGGCGUGCUGGUGUGUGGUAUCUGGAGUGGAGCUCUGGACACGGAAAUUUUGGAAAAGAUAGGAUGGCAAGUGCACUGGAAGAGCUGAGGCAGCAGUGUCUGAGUAGAGGAGCAGCUGGCAUUAAAGGUCUGGGCAGGACCUUCCGUAUCAUGGACGAUGACAACAGUAAGUGCCUGGACCUGAAGGAGUUUCAGAAGGGGCUGGAAACGUAUGGUGUGAAAAUCGAGACGGAAAAGACCAAGCAGAUCUUCACCAUGCUGGAUAAAGAUGGAAGUGACACCAUUGAUUUCAAUGAGUUUCUGGAGAAACUAAGGCCCCCUAUGUCAAGUGCCAGAAAGGAUGUGAUCUCACAGGCCUUCCAGAAACUGGACCGCACCAAGGAUGGAGUGGUGACUGUGGCGGACCUACAGGGAGUCUACAACUGCAAACACCAUCCAAAGUUCAAGAGCGGAGAGCUGACCGAAGAACAAGUGUUCCACUCUUUCCUCGACAGCUUUGACUCACCGCAUGACAAAGACGGAAAGGUCACUCUGGAGGAGUUUGUGAAUUACUACAGUGGGGUCAGCGCCUCUAUCGACACUGAUGAAUACUUUGUCACAAUGAUGCAGAACGCAUGGAAGCUGUAAUCUCCACUCCAUUGGUCAAAAUGAGUUAUUAUUAAUUUGUUAAUGUGGUUGUAUUUGUGUAUUUGUUUAGAAGUGUAACGUAUGACUUAAUAAACUCAGCGCCUUAAUAAACGUGCAUUUACGGGA
This is a messenger RNA of Trichomycterus rosablanca, 908 nucleotides long. It is a transcript of the gene capsla, whose product is annotated as calcyphosine-like a. Gene Ontology annotation, molecular function: calcium ion binding. Lineage: Eukaryota; Metazoa; Chordata; Actinopteri; Siluriformes; Trichomycteridae. The transcript has 4 exons. Bases 219 to 782 code for a protein of 187 amino acids. The record is from RefSeq and is a predicted model, not a curated record.